AUGUCUGCGCCAGCUUCAUUACCCGUGAAAAUCACACCUUCAAAUAUACGACCCAUAGCAUAUCGGGUAUUGUCAAAAAAGCAUGGCCUUAACAUCCAGACCGAUGCACUAAUGGUCCUUACCGAUGCCAUAGCAUCGAAGUUUGGAGCAGAAUGGAAAGGUACAAAAUCCCAACAGUUUUUGGAGGAAAUCGCCAAAUUAUGGAAGCAACAGGACCGUGGAAUCUUCAUUGAUGGACCAGCUUUGAGCCAGGUUGUCAAAGAGCUCAGUAAGGACAAGGACAUUGCCCGAGCUGGGGAUAGCUUCAUCGAGCCUGUGAAAGCAUCCAAGUUUGACACCAUUUCCGAUGCAAAUGCACCAAUAGUGAACGAGGUGACAGAUCUCGAAUGGCGGGACUAUGUCAAGUUUGUCACACCUGAUGUGCAGCCCAAGUUUGUCUUUGAUAGAGUUAGGAAGCAAUUUUCACCACAGCCGAUGGCCAAGACCAAACUCUCCAACACGCUUCGGCUGUCCAUAGAAUAUUAUAAUCAGCGAUACUAUUUGGGGAUGGAUAGGUUGUCUCGAGACGAAAACUUCCAAAAAUUGACAUUUUCCAGCAUUGCAGGACUCAGCACCACACAAUCCGGAACCACGUCUGAAAUCACACUAAUCAAGAACGUGUUGGGACGAGACGGUCAGAAGUUUACUUUGUUUGGACUUCUUUCCAAAAACGCUAACGGGAACUACAUUUUAGAAGACAGUUCUGACUACAUUGAGCUCAACAUUAAACAAGCCAGAAAAACCCCCGGAUCAUUCUAUUCAACAGGAAUGCUCUUGAUCUUAGAGGGUAUAUAUUCAGCUUCCGGAGGCUCCAUGAGUAACGACGCUAAUGUCAUCAGCGGCUGCUUCCAUGUGUCAUAUCUUCAGCACCCACAGGCAGAAAGAAGAGAUGCCAGUUUGGAUGCAUACGGUCACCUAGAUUUUUUGGGCGUUCAUAGUGACUCAAGUGCUCUGGCCCGGAGCAGUUCGGUGGUGAAAAUAGAUAGGCCAUUGCGUAAAAGGCUCACAGCCUUGGAAAAAUCAUUGGUUAACCAUAAGUUCAUAGUUCUUGGUUGCAACAUUUUUUUUGAUGAUUUCAAGGUCAUGGCAGGCUUGAGAAAGUUUUUUGCCCGAAUGGAGGAGACUCUCGAAGACCAACAAGACCAAGGUGAGCUAGGACAUACGGCCAUAGUCAUGUCAGGUUCAUUUGUUUCCAUACCACUUACGCUGACAAACGGUUCGCUUUCACUGAUUCUGAGCUCCGAGAAUUACAAGAGCUAUUUUGAUAAUUUUGCAGAGAUGUUAUCUGGGUUCCCACUUGUGGUUAACAAAUGCAAGUUUGUGCUAAUUCCGGGCCCCAAUGACCCGUGGCAGUCGACUUUUUCGCUUGGUAGAUCCAGCCUUGAUGCAUUACCCCAGAAUUCUAUCCCUCGUGUUUUUACUACAAGACUUGAGAGGCUUCUUCCGAAAGGAAACUUGAUCCAUGGGUGGAACCCCAUGCGCGUCAACUACAUUUCACAAGAACUUGUUCUUUUUAGAGACGAUAUAAUGAACAAAUUCAAGAGAAAUGAUAUUGUGUUCCAAUCAGACUUGGAUUUGGAGAAUGAAGCUGUAAAGUUGGAAAAUUCAGGCAAAGAUACUCAGGUCGAAAAUAUCAUUAGUGACGAACUUCACUUGCCUAGCAAAAUUAAAAUGGCAAGACAAUUGGUGAAAACCUUGUUGGACCAAGGUGAUCUCCAACCCAUGCUCAAGGAUCUUCGUGUGAUCAACACGAACUACCAACAUCUGAUAAGAAUCGAGCCUCUUCCCACUACUAUUAUGUUGUUUGAUUCCAGCUUCGAAUGUUUCGAGGUGACUUACAACGGGUGCAAAGUUGCUAACAUCGGAAGCCUCAUCAGUAAUAAGAAUUCAAAGAAACUCAAUUACGCUGAGUAUUCUCCUGCCUCCAAGAAGUAUCAUUUCAGAGAGUUGUUCUUCUAG
Messenger RNA from Sungouiella intermedia, 1998 nucleotides. The record is from the annotation of a GenBank genome assembly. NCBI's taxonomy places the organism in Eukaryota, Fungi, Ascomycota, Pichiomycetes, Serinales, Metschnikowiaceae.